Messenger RNA from Alosa alosa (allis shad), 926 nucleotides. RefSeq names its product chromosome 8 C1orf131 homolog (gene fsaf1). The record is from RefSeq and is a predicted model, not a curated record. Bases 111 to 917 code for a protein of 268 amino acids. NCBI's taxonomy places the organism in Eukaryota, Metazoa, Chordata, Actinopteri, Clupeiformes, Clupeidae. The transcript has 7 exons.
AUCCACACCACACGCGAGAAUUCUAGGCUCAGAAACAACACGUGAGUUUAUGUUGUGAAUGUGAACUCUUCUUGUUUUAGUUUAUCAUAUUUAAAUGCUCAACGUGAGGUAUGGUCAAGAAUAAGGAAAGCAGUGAAGGAGAAGAGAAUGUAGAUCAGGAUUUCCUGGAUCAGGUUUUGAAUCAGCUUUACGAUUUUGGUGAUGGAGCAAAAAACAGAAAAACCAAGAAAUCACAAAAGAAAAAGAAGAAAAUAACACAGGAAGGAGAAGCCGAGGAAUCGGCCAGUAAGGACACGCUCACAAACUCUGUGAUACAUUUUGAGGACCGUGACGAGUCCCUAUAUUCAAAAAACUCUGUUCAGAUUGAUUCAACGAAGGCCGAGACUUCCACCUUGGCAACCAAGCAUUCAGAUGUCCCAGUUGUUGUUUUUGAGGAUCCUUUAAAGAAACAGAGAACAAAACCUCAAAUAGAAAUGACGGAAAGGAAAGAAGAUGGAAAAGAAGUAAAGCCUCCAGAAAUGAAGAAACGUAAGACAGAAGAGGAAGAUGAAUUCAGUAUAGAAAAGGCAAGACUUGAAGUCCAUAGAUUUGGAAUCACUGGCUACAAGAAGGAUCAACAGAGAGUCUUUGAGCAAGACAGAGCAAUCAUGCUUGGAGCGAUGCCUCCUAAAAAAGAAUAUGUAAAUUACAAACACUACCAGCAAAUGAUCAAGGAGAAGAAACAGAAAGAAGAGGAGGAAGCUAAAGGGGACAAAAGUAAAAACAAAAGGAAAGAAGGGAAGCCAAGGGAUAAGAAACCGAGGCCGAUGUCCAGUGGAGAGCCUUCAGGUCAAAUUGGACGGUUUAAAGGUGGCGUGCUGGUCCUGAACUCCAAACAAUUACAGGCAAUGAAUGGCAAAAUAAAAAAGUCUAAGUGACAAGAUUUU